Messenger RNA from Blepharisma stoltei, 679 nucleotides. Lineage: Eukaryota; Ciliophora; Heterotrichea; Heterotrichida; Blepharismidae. The record is from the annotation of a GenBank genome assembly.
AUGGACACUAGCCUAGAAGCUCACUCCCCUUCUUAAACUUGUAACAAAAUAUCUACAAAUUCUCAUUUUAGGGUUAAAUUAACCUCUUUAAAUUGGGGCAAAAUUGAGUUUUUCAAACGAAAAUUUUAUAAUUAAAAUAACCAUGCCUAUAUAAUAGCUUCAACCUAAUUGAUGGAGGGAACUCAAGUAUUCUAUUAUCUAAACAGUUAGAGCAUUGAAUUGAUUUUUUUUGAAUUAAUUCAUCAUAAAAAUAAAUUUAAAUUUGAAAAUAUUACAUUACAUUUAUCCUUUUAAAAAAAUUAACUUCCUUUAAAUAGGAACAGAUUUUCUUAAUUCAAUUUAAAGGGGGAGUCAGCAUCGUGCUUUACAUGCCAAAGUUCAAGAUAAAAUUGCAUCUAUCAGUGGCUGUGGCCAAAUCUACACUAUUCCUCCUUAUUAUUUUUUGCCUGAAGAUGAAAUAAAAGAAAUAAAUACCCCUCAAGAAUCCGAGGAUGCCAUGAUCAAAUUAUUUAUAAAAAACAUACUUCAUAAUGAAAACAACGAUCUUCCCCCAUUUCUUCAAGAAUUGUCCUCCCUAAAUCCUGAAGAAUUACUAUCAAAGCUUUUAGAAUUCUAUACCAAGUAUAAAAUCCCUUGUCACAAUUUCAAAAAAAUUAGAAAUUUCUAUAGAAAACCCUAA